This is a messenger RNA of Python bivittatus (Burmese python), 1269 nucleotides long. The record is from RefSeq and is a predicted model, not a curated record. NCBI's taxonomy places the organism in Eukaryota, Metazoa, Chordata, Lepidosauria, Squamata, Pythonidae.
AUGGCACUCCGCAGUAGCAAGUGUGUAGUGAGCGCUGCAGCUCCCUUCCCACCCUCUGCCUCUUUUAAGAAGCUGCUGCUGGACGGAUGGGACCGGCCAACCCAGGGUGCUGGGGAGAAGCAGGAAGAGAAAAAGAAGCCGCUCCUCCAUCAAGAGCGAUGCGCUGCGAUCACCAGUGACAUCUGUGAAAUGCUUCUGGGGGGAGAGCUGGCCUACCGGGGUUGCCUGAGCAGCGUGGCUGCGUUCAUCCUGGAGCGAGAGGUUGCCAGCAGCCAGAGCCCCUACAAGGAGACUUACGAGCUGGUCUCCCUGGGAACCGGAGACGUUUGCUACGAGGGGUGGAUGGAGUUUGAUGGCCGGAAACUCCACGACUUGCACGGAUUGGUGGUGGCCCGCAGAGCUCUGAUGAGGUACCUCUACAAACAGCUGCUGAUGUGCUGUAGCCAGGAUCCCACAGCUGUCGAGAAGUGCAUCUUUUGCUGGGCCGAAGACGGGGGACACCUGAGACUGAAGCCAAACUACUACCUGCACCUCUACCUGAGCCAAACACCCAGUGGAGCGAUGGAAAACUUCCAGACCACCGUACUGCACUCAAAUCCUUCUGUUGAUCUUCACGUGAGCGUGAAAGGGGUGCUCAAGCCUGUCUCGUAUUGCUGCCCCAGCGCGUUGUCCACCCACGUCUACUGUGUCUCUGGCAGUGACAAGCUGACCCGCUGGACUGUCCUGGGGGUCCAGGGGGCCCUCCUCAGCCAUUUCCUCCACCCUGUGUACAUCACCAGCAUCGUCCUAGCUGACCCUUACCAGAACCACCCCGUUCUCCAUCGGAUCAUCAACGAGCGCCUUCAGCUGGGGCCGGAGGACGGCUUGCCCAAGCCUUAUUGCUGCAAGAAGAUCUACCUCUUUGAGGGUCCCCGCGUGGCUUCUCUUGACACCCCGCCAGAAUGCCACUCGAUGAGCCUGAACUGGUGCGGAGGAGACGAGAUGCUGGAACUUGUGAAAGGAGCCGUUGGGAAGGCAGAAAGGGACAUCGUAAAUCCAGGAGGCCAGUUCCGACCUAGCCGGCUCUGUAAGGCAGCCAUGCUGAAGUCCUUCAGGAAGGUGGCUCAGGAGAUGAAGAGGGAGGACCUGAUGUUGCUACCCACGUACCACGAUGCUAAGGUUCAAGCCACAGCCUAUCAGAGUGCGAAGCUCCAGCUGUAUGGCCAGCUGAGCGUGCAAGAGUUGAGCAAAUGGCCUCAGAAGCAGCUGGUGGACGGCUUUUGCAGAUAG